Molecule: messenger RNA, 1296 nt
Organism: Colletes gigas
Lineage: Eukaryota; Metazoa; Arthropoda; Insecta; Hymenoptera; Colletidae
Exons: 6
Coding region: 1-1296 (431 amino acids)
Source: RefSeq, a predicted model, not a curated record
AUGUUCACUGUCCUUAUCGCUGGAUUUUGCACGGUUGCGGCCACUGUUGCUCAGGAUUACGAGGUGUCUGAGAUCCAAUGCAGCGGUGCAGGAUCGGCCGCGGAUCUUCUGACGGCGAAGAUCAAAAGACCGAUGAGUUUCAGGGGGGUGCCGCUAUUCGCCGACGACAGAGCUGCCAAUCCCCUCACAGACGUCCAUUGCCAGAUCAGGCCUGACCCCAGCGACACCCAAGAAGACAACUACUUCCUCAAGGUCACCGAUUUCACCAGAUGUGGCAUCCUAAAGAGAAACGGUUUCAUUCACUUACGAAUAUGGUUCCCCACGUUCCCUGGAGUCGUCAUGUUAGCCGACCAGGAGUUGAUCCUUAUGUGUCGACCACCGGAACCUACGUUACUUCGACACAAAGCUGCUGGAUUCGCUGGAACCUUCCCACACGGAGCCCGCGUGUCUGGUGUAGUGGAGGAGACUCCGGGUCGUCUAGAAUACGAAGUGGCCCUCUAUCGAGAGGCCACGGGCAACUCUUCAGACUCUCAAGGAUCCCAAACCGUGGACCAAGCGGUCCCUAUCGGAACAAAGCUACAAUUAAGAGCCAGAAUCAGUCCUGACAGUGCUUGGGGCUACGUGAAAUUGUUAGAAGUUACUGUUAGUCCGGAUCCUGACCAGCCACACGCCCCAGGAAGCGUGGUUCUUGUAAAAGACGGCUGCAGGAAUCGAGACUUCGCCUCCAUAAUCCCUCACCAGCCCGCUAGGUACAGGGAGAGGAAGAAUGAAGUCUUUUUGGACUUUGAAGCAUUUCUGCUAAGCUCUAUGAGGGAGAGAUCUACUCUGUGGAUCCAUUCGCAAAUCAAGGCUUGCAUGGAGCCGCAGGACUGUCAACCGGAUUUCUGUCUGGACCUGUUCGAACCAUCGGGACACGGAAAAAGAAGAAGGAGGUCGUUUGAUGAGUCGAAAAAAUUUCUUCCCAAACGCAAACGUUCAAUAAAAGAGUAUAAUGACUCUACUGCCUUCACAAAAUUCAAAGAAAAUAUCGAAUAUACUGUAAUGAUGCCUAAUGAUUUGUAUCAAAAGGUCGCUGCUGGAUUGGAGAACAGCUGUGGAAAUUUUGUGUACGUCGCCACAGGAUUAGGUGUACUCCUGGUUUUAUCGGCGCUAAUUAUGUGUUAUCUGGCGUCUCGUUUGCAUAAUUUAUCUUCGACAACGUUGAAAAACAAAUCCAUCGACGAACUAAUUAGAGAUCGGGCUAGGAAAUAUUGUGAAUCCACACAGGGCUACACGGGACGAUCCACAGUACAAUAG